This is a messenger RNA of Hippocampus comes (tiger tail seahorse), 1971 nucleotides long. RefSeq names its product carboxypeptidase Q. NCBI's taxonomy places the organism in Eukaryota, Metazoa, Chordata, Actinopteri, Syngnathiformes, Syngnathidae. The transcript has 12 exons. The coding region runs from base 170 to 1612 and encodes 480 amino acids. The record is from RefSeq and is a predicted model, not a curated record. Gene Ontology annotation, molecular function: metallodipeptidase activity. Gene Ontology annotation, biological process: peptide catabolic process; proteolysis.
UCGCUUGGCGAAUUAAAUCACGGCAAUACUUACACCGGUUGUGAACAUCUAUUCUGUCUUCUUUGGGGUUAUUCUCAAGACGGAAGCAGUUCUGCAGUCCUGGCCUGCAGGUGAAAGUGAAACCUUAAACUUAAUGUCAGUCAGACCGAGUUCCUCUUCCUGACGUAAUAUGGCACAGGUUGCUGUUAAACUGUCUCUCCGCUACUCCAUCCUUGUGGGUAUUUUCAUGCUGAAAUGCCUGGAUGGGCGACCUCAGAGAUCAGCAAUGGUCAGAUAUGAAUUCAACAGUACUGCUCGGAAAGACGUGGCCACAGAGGUUGCAGGCUACGCAGAUGUGGCCAAACGGAUCAUCGACCUGGCUGUGUUCGGAGCUGCACAGAACCGCUCAUACACACGCCUUGCAGACUUUACCGACACCAUUGGGAACCGCGUCAGUGGCUCAAUCAACCUGGAAAUGGCUAUCAAAUAUAUGUAUAAAGCUAUGACGCAGGAUGGUUUGGAUGUACAUCUUGAACCAGUAAAAAUCCCCCACUGGAUUAGAGGAAAGGAAACUGCAAUGAUGACAUUGCCAAGGACCAAGAAUCUUGCUAUACUGGGCCUCGGGAGCAGUGUAGGGACGCCCCCUGAAGGCAUUGAAGCAGAGGUGUUGGUUGUUGGAUCUUUUGAGGAACUGAAGCGCAGAGCCAGCGAGGCCAAAGGGAGGAUUGUGGUCUUCAACCAGCCAUUUGUCAGCUACGGCAUGACAGUGGCAUACCGUGAAUAUGGCGCCUCCGAGGCAUCGAAAUUUGGAGCCGUGGCCACACUCAUUCGAUCCAUCACGCCUUUCUCAAUUAAUAGUCCUCACACAGGUUGGCAAGACUACCAGGAUGGUGUGAAGCGCAUCCCUACGGCAUGCAUCACCAUUGAGGAUGCUGAGCUGAUGUGGCGUAUAGCGCAGAGGGGACAGCGGAUCACCGUCAGACUCACAAUGGCCGCCAAGACACUCCCAGAUGCCGACUCUUUUAAUACGGUGGCUGAGAUCAAAGGCUGGCAGCAUCCCGAGCAGGUUGUCCUAUUGAGUGGUCACCUGGACAGUUGGGAUGUGGGCCAGGGUGCCAUGGAUGAUGGGGGCGGCGCCAUGGUUUCCUGGGAAGCCCUGUCACUCAUAAAACAGCUAGGUUUACGUCCAAGGAGGACCAUGCGCACAGUGCUGUGGGCGGGUGAAGAGCAGGGUGGCGUUGGAGCGCAGCAGUACUACGAUCUUCAUAAGGUGAAUUUAUCCAACUUCGAUAUGGUCAUGGAGUCUGACAUGGGGACAUUCAGCCCAGUGGCUCUGCAGUUUACUGGAAGUGUUGCAGCACAAAAGGUGAUGGAGGAGGUGGUCAAACUGUUAGCUCCUCUCAAUACCACAAAACUGGAGAAACAUGGGGAGGGGACGGACAUCUCUCCUUGGAUGCAGGCCGGAGUACCAGGUGCCAGCCUCCAUGUGGCCGACAGUCGCUAUUUUUGGUUCCACCACACAGAAGCUGAUACCAUGACAGUUCAGGACCCUCGAGAUAUGGACCUCUGCUCGGCUUUGUGGGCCGUAGUGGCUUAUGUAGUAGCAGACCUCGAAGACAUGCUGCCUCGGUAGUUGUUUAGAGGAGGGGACACGGGGAUUCUCGGCAACUGCGUCACAAGUGUUUACGCCGGUGAUAUUGCAGUAGAGUAUCAAGGCUUACCAAAAAGUAACAUUGCACAUAAUGCGAGACCAAAAUAUGACAAGCACGAAGGGAAGCUUUUUUUGACCAAAAUAGUUUGGGUUUUCCUAUGGUUUUUAUACUUGUAUUUUUUUUUUUUAACUUUUCCAUGUUUUUACAAAGUGGGACUUUUAUUUAAUCACCGGUUUUCCAUGUGUUCUGAAAGAUUUUACAAAUUACUAAAUAAAUAAAUUUACUUUAAUUACUUUGUAUCAUAAAUAAACUGCCAUUGCUUUGGUCAUUCAUCACCAUA